Parasteatoda tepidariorum (common house spider) is the source of this 1830-nucleotide messenger RNA. RefSeq lists its product as uncharacterized. The record is from RefSeq and is a predicted model, not a curated record. Lineage: Eukaryota; Metazoa; Arthropoda; Arachnida; Araneae; Theridiidae.
GAAGAAGUAGGCCAAAGUGGUGAAGCUUCCUCGUAGAGCGGUGAUCCGGUUCACUGUCCUCCGUCUUCUGGAUUGGUGGUUAUCAUGGUGAACUAACUUUUUUGAACACUACUGAUCUGUUCACGACAAGAUGCGGUGGUUGGUGUUCUCUAUCCUGCUACUGACAACAGUUGCUCAGAGAGAUCGAAGGCAAGUAACAUACCAAGCAGAAGGAGGCAAUCAAGAAAUUGAAAAGCUCAACGAUGAACUUUCUAUACGUCCAGUUACAAGAAAGCCAUUACCUUUACAAGUUGUGUAUCCAGGUGAUUUAAGCAGUUUCUUUACAACAGAAUCUGUAGAUGAAUCAGAAAAUAAUAUUGUUAAUGUAUCGUCUAACCAAUAUGAAACAAAGCAGCGGGUUAAGAGAAAUAUGUAUGAAAGGGAAUUUUCGAAGGUAAAACACAAACCAAUGUUAGCCCAAGAAAGCAGGCCUUCUUCUGUUUCGAUAAUGAAUGAUAUUCCUGUCGAAAUGUCAUUUGAUGGUGCUGGUUUUCUGCGUUAUGAAGAGGAUUCAGAUGAAGACUCUCGAUAUCCAAAACACAGAAACUCUGGAUCAAGGCAAAGAAAAAUUAUAAAAGACAACGACUUCAGAGCUGCAAUUAAUACUUCUAAUGUGCCUAGGAAAGUAAAAUAUGAUGAUGAAAUGGCUUAUCAAAACGAAAAAACACCUGAUAAUUUCUUCGAAGAAAAAUUACCUCAGAGCACAGAACAUGGAACUCCUUAUUCUGUUGAUUUUAUGACAGCAUUUCAACAUGGCAUGUUUUCCAAUAUCAAUCAAGCUAAUCAAGCUACUUACCCUACUCAAAUACCGCAACAGACAGCGUAUGAUCCUUUCCAGUUUUAUCAAAAUAUGUUUAAUGCCCAAGCAAACAACCCAAAUCCGGUGAUUCCCCAAAAUCCUCAACAGGAAUCUUUCUUGCAAAACCACAGAUUUCCUGGCUUGUCAAACACUGACGCUAUGUAUUCACAAAUUCCACAACAAAAUCUUCCAAUAGACACAACACACAACAUUAACAUGCAGCAAUACCAAAAGAAGCAAAGACGGAAACGAUCCGUUUCAACAGCAGCUAAAGAAAACAAUAAUAGAGAGACUGAACAUGUUUCAAAUAUUAAUUACCCUGAGGAAGCAAGCUCUGGGUUUUUGCCUAUCACAGGCACAUUUAAUGGUGGUGCUAUUCAAUUAAAUUUUCCCUUUUAUGGGCAAUCUCCUAUUCAGAUACAUACAGUUCCGUCCAUGCCAGUAAAUACAGAUGGUAGAUACUAUAGAAAUUCAGGGGAAAGAUUUUAUUAUCCUUCCGAAGCUCGAAGAUAUUCCUAUGGAGUUUUAGGAAGUGGAAAUUUCGAAGUAAUUAGAGGUGGAGUUUUCCCCAACGAGCGACCACAAAAUAAUUACCACGGUGGUUAUCAAGAUGGGAGAACACCAUACAUUGGUAAUAACUACGGAACAACGGAAGUUAUAUUUGAUGGCCCAAUUCAAGGUUUUCAGGGAUUCGACAAUUUUAAUAUUCAAUUAAUUAACGCUUUAUCGAAACACUCAGAAUUGGCGGUGCGACCAUUAGAUCUUGUAACGUGACCUUUAUAAUCAUUUGCCAUAAGCAGAUUGAGACAAUGUGCAUUUAUCUUUCUUUCUGAUGAUUAAUUCCCUAUGUGGAAUCACUCUUAAAUGGAUCUUAACAUUCAGUCGAAUCUUCACUCAGGAACAAACAUUCAUAUGUUAUUUCGCAUAUAAUUAUUUUAAAAAUGUAUAGUGAUUCAUAAGCUCAUUAUAAAAAUUUUAAAAAAACUUUCUAA